This is a messenger RNA of Passer domesticus (house sparrow), 1889 nucleotides long. RefSeq names its product interstitial collagenase-like. The transcript has 10 exons. The record is from RefSeq and is a predicted model, not a curated record. Gene Ontology annotation, cellular component: extracellular matrix. Gene Ontology annotation, biological process: collagen catabolic process; extracellular matrix organization; proteolysis. Gene Ontology annotation, molecular function: metalloendopeptidase activity; zinc ion binding. The coding region runs from base 143 to 1654 and encodes 503 amino acids. NCBI's taxonomy places the organism in Eukaryota, Metazoa, Chordata, Aves, Passeriformes, Passeridae.
GAUGUUAUAAGCUGAGUCAUGCCAUUAUUGACUUUAGCAAGCACAGCACUGAUAUAAAUAGUGAAACACUGGUGUGUCUUAGACAGAGGCAAAAGAGAUUGAGAGGUCUUCUAACAAGGGCUGGUAGGACAGGGAGACAAAGAUGAAGACCAAGAGCCUUCUUUUACUUGAGUUAUUAUAUUUUAUAUGCUCCUCUGCUUUUCCAGUGGCUCCAGAAAAGGAAAAAGAAGAUAUGCAAUUUGCCAAGAAAUAUCUUGAAAACUUCUAUGAUUUUAAAGAAGAGAAACAUUCUCUGUUUAAAGCAAAGGACCUCAACCACAUGGCUGACAAAAUACGAGAGAUGCAGUCAUUCUUUGGGCUAGAGGUGACUGGGGAGCUGAAUCAGAAGACGCUGGACAUGAUGAAGCAGCCUAGAUGUGGAAUACCAGACGUCCGUUCAUACAGCGCCUUCCCACGCAGCCCCACGUGGACGAAGGAAGAUGUGACCUAUCGGAUUCUGAACUACACUCCAGACAUGCUGCAAGCUGAUGUAGAUGAAGCAAUUGCAAGAGCCUUCCAGCUCUGGAGCAACGUCACCCCUCUGAGGUUCACCAGGGUCUAUGGAGGCCAAGCAGAUAUAAUGAUUUCCUUUGCAGCUGGAUUUCACGGUGACUUCUAUUCCUUUGAUGGUCCAGGAGGAACUCUGGCUCAUGCCUAUGCCCCUGGCGGUGGGAUAGGAGGAGAUGCCCAUUUUGAUGAAGAUGAAAACUGGACCAAAUUUACGACCUAUAGUGGAUACAACUUAUUUCUUGUUGCUGCUCAUGAGUUGGGCCACUCACUAGGUCUCAGUCAUUCCAAUGUUUUCGGUGCUUUGAUGUAUCCUGUAUAUAUGGCCGCAGAUACAAGGAACUACCAACUUCAUCAGGAUGACAUUGAUGGCAUUCAAGCCCUCUAUGGACCCCCCAAGGAAUCUCCUGCACUUCCAACUGAAGCUUUUCCUCCACAAGAACCAACUGAAAUGGUACCUGCAGAAGAACCAACUUCAAUGUCUCCCAGGGAAGAACCAACAGAAAUGACACCCUCCAAGCCACCCCAAAGACCAGACGACUGUGACCCUCAUCUGACUUUUGAUGCUGUCACUACUCUCCGUGGGGAAACACUGUUCUUCAAAGAUGGCUUUGUCUGGCGCAAAAGUCCAUAUUUCUCAGAAAUUGAGCACGACACCAUCUUCUCCUUCUGGCCAUCACUGAUAGCUGGCUUUGAUGCUGCAUAUGAGGUUGACAAGAAGGAUCGAGUGCUAUUUUUUAAAGAUGGCCAGUACUGGGCUGUCAGUGGCUACAGAAUAGAGCCAGGGUUCCCCAAGCCCAUUCAGAACCUGGGUUUCCCCAGCAGUGUUGGGAAAAUCGAUGCAGCCGUUCACGACCAAAGUACCAGGAGAACAUAUUUCUUUGUCGGCAACAAGUACUGGAGUUUCAAUGAAAAUAAUCAAUCAAUGGAAAGAGGCUAUCCAAGAAAAAUAGCUGCUGACUUCCAAGGGAUUGGCCAUCCAAUUGAUGCUGCCCUUCAGAAAAAUGGACAUUUCUACUUUUUCCAUGGAUCAAACCAGUAUGAGGUUGACAUCAAGAAGAAGAAACUCAUCCGUAUAAUGAAAAGCAACAGCUGGUUUAAUUGCUAGAAAUAUUAAGUGAUGGUGCAGAAGUAUAUUUGUACCAGAAAGAGUUUUUCAUGUUUCUUGAUUUUAAACAGUGUUAUUCACCUGUUCCUGUGCAUCUGAGUCUGAAAUUAUGGCCUUUGGCAAUUCUAAUUUAAAACCUUUAAAAAUGUAAAACCUAAUGUACAGUUUUAAUUUAUUUUCAUUCUCCAACUAUUUAUUAAUCUAGUUGUUUUGAGUAAUAAAGUGUUUUGCUUGA